GGAAUCCCACAAUAGCAGGCAGAGGAGCGUUUUUUUUUUCUUCUUUUUCUUUUUUUUUCGAGGCAGAGCGCUGGGCUGGUGGCUGUUUCAAUCAAAGGGGGAAAAGGCAGAGAGGGAAGGGAGGCUCUGCGGAGAGAUGUAAGAUGGCAGAGCUACAAAUGUUGUUAGAGGAAGAGAUUCCGGCCGGUAAAAGAGCGCUGGUGGAGAGUUACCAAAACCUGACGAGAGUCGCCGACUACUGCGAGAACAAUUAUGUCCAGGCCCAGGACAAGAGGAAAGCUCUGGAGGAGACCAAAGCCUACACCACCCAGUCCCUGGCCAGCGUGGCCUACCAGAUCAAUGCCUUAGCCAACAAUGUGCUGCAGCUGCUGGACAUCCAGGCCUCGCAGCUGCGGCGCAUGGAGUCCUCCAUCAACCACAUCUCUCAGACGGUGGACAUCCAUAAGGAGAAGGUGGCCAGGCGGGAGAUCGGGAUCCUGACCACCAACAAGAACACGUCGAGGACUCAUAAGAUCAUAGCGCCGGCCAACAUGGAGCGGCCGGUCAGGUACAUCAGGAAGCCCAUUGACUACACUGUACUGGAUGAUGUCGGUCACGGUGUUAAGUGGCUAAAAGCCAAGCAACAUGGAAACAAUCAGGCAAUCAGAGGAGGAACACUAUCGAGGACCAAUCCUCCGACACAGAAGCCGCCCAGCCCUCCGAUGUCAGGGCGUGGCACGCUGGGCCGCAACACGUCCUACAAGACCCUGGAGCCGGUGAAGCCGCCCACAGUUCCCAACGACUACAUGACCAGCCCCGCCCGACUAGGCAACCAGCACGGCCAGCAGCACAGCCCUGGACGCACUGCAUCGCUCAACCAGAGGCAACGCACACACAGUGGAAGCAGCGGGGGUAGCAGCAGCAGGGAGAACAGCGGCAGCAGUGGAAUUGGCAUUCCCAUCGCCGUGCCUACACCCUCCAUCCCCAACUCUGGACCAGUCCCACCCAUGUUGGCUCCUCCGGGUGCCCCUCCGCCUCCCCCACCCCCACCACCUCCUCCACCUGCUCCUCCUAUGGCCGGGUUAGCCCCUCCAGCACCACCACCAGCACCACCAGCACCACCCAUAGCGGUGGCCCCUGGGCCUGGUCUGGGCCCCGCUCCAAUGUCCCAGUUUGGAACCAUCUCGCGGCAGAUUUCGCGGCACAACCCCUCCAACUCCUCUGUCUCUAUGGUUUCGGCCACGGGCACCUACCGCCGGGCGCCGUCGGUCACUUCGCAGUUCUCCUUGCAGCAGCAGCAACAACUACAGCAACAGCAGCAGCAACUACAGCAACAGCAACAACAGCAGCAGCCUCAUAUUAAUGGAGGCACCCCUGGCUAUGGCCAGAACUCAAUGUCUAUCGCUCCUCCUCCUCCCCCCAUGCCCCAGCUGACUCCACAGAUACCUCUGACUGGCUUUGUGGCCAGGAUGCAGGAGAGCAUUGCAGAUACUCCAACUCCACCUCCGCCGCCUCCUCCGGACGACAUGCCCAUGUUCGACGAGUCCCCGCCGCCUCCGCCGCCUCCUCCGGUGGACUACGAGGAGGAGGACGCCGCUGUCGUGCACUACAACGACCCCUACGCCGACGGAGACCCACAGUGGGCCCCCAAGAACUACGUCGAGAAAGUGGUGGCCAUCUACGACUACACCAAGGACAAGGACGACGAGUUGAGUUUCAUGGAGGGGGCGAUCAUUUACGUGGUCAAGAAGAACGACGACGGCUGGUUCGAGGGCGUGUGCAACGGCGUCACCGGCCUGUUCCCCGGCAACUACGUGGAGUCCAUCAUGCACUACGCUGACUGAAGGGACCUCACAGUAAAUGUACUGUCUAUUUAUUCAGUCAUAUCAUAAUCCACUGACAGACAGACAGCAGCAAUCUGACUCCUGCAUAGACAUAACUGUAUGAUCCCCCAUUUUUUGAUAUGACAGAAUGUUCUUUCCCUUAAUGAUUGCAAAUAAAAUGAAAAGUAAUAUCUAUUUAGUUUAUUUUGGUGUUAUAGGGAUGGGGUGGGAGACAUUUAUGGAAUAUGUGCAAAAUAAAAAAGUUUCUAAAGAAUUGGGACUGCUCACGCAGGUAGAACACAGCUGAAGGACGCACGCUGACAUCUUGUCUGAACAAAACUUAAGAUCGAGAGCUGAACAAGUUAUAUUAGGUUUCGACGGAACAAAUAAAAUGUCAUGUAUGCGCCUUCAGUUGAAGUGUUCGUACUGUCGGUUGUAUAUAACAUGAGCGGCAGCCACUCGGGUUUCUGUAAUGUAAAUUCAGUGAAUGUCAAUUCUAUAAUAGUUUUCAUUUGUGGUGCCCUCCUGGACUCGGAAAUAAACGCAGAUGGCCUGUUGAUACUUUAUAAAUUUAAAUACUGUAAAUGGUAUUUCGAGUAAACAGAUACUUCAGAAAAAUCAGUCUUGGCGUUGAAAGCAUGCAAAUUUUUUGAGAUAUAAUGUAAUCUUAAGUUUAUUGCCAUUAUGCUUCCAUUAUGUUGUAAAUGUAUACACCUUUUUUUUAUUAUUACACUGUUGAGAUCACUGAACAGGCUUUCUAAUUGCCUCACCUUUAAAAAUGCCAAUUUGCAGUUAAAAUCAGAAAAAUAAGGUUUGCUUUUUUCAUGCAUUUAAAUCUGUUUGAGGUAUAAGAACACAUUCCAUUUUCUUAUCUUCGCAUUUUAAGAUUAUGUCACAUCACUGUUGAUUCCUUUUUUUUUUUGUUACUAAUCCACACAAAUCUGUAGGAUCCAUUGGCAAUAAUGGACAAUAGCUCUGGUAGGUGUGCAGCGAUGAUUAGACUGGAAUUGUCCUGCCUGACACUGCCAUGUGACAAUUCAGCUGUAAUAAUGUAGACCAAUAAACAACUCUAAUACCUCCUCAGUCUUCUCAAAGCAACAACGACCUGCUCUGGGUUCAAGGACCAUGUUGAAUGCUAGGAAACAUGUAAUCCUCUGGGCUGCUCGGGUGUACAUAAUAACUCAAGUAGAAUCAGCCAGUCAAUAUUAGGUGUCACUCAGGUCAAGAAUCAUUUUUUAUAACAUUGUAUUCUUUUGUGUGUGUUGGCACUCAAAUGUACAUCUAACAUGAUUAAUUCUGACCUAAAAAUGCAGAGUUUAAACAUCCUCUGUAGUGGCCACCUUUACCAUCGCAGCUAAUGCCUUCAGAUUUAGCCCAGUUUCUUUUAUUCCUCCCUACCCCCCCUGAAAAAUGUGUUCUGGCUCAAUUUAACGGGUAGAAAUAUUGAAACCGAUUUCUCUCUGCCCUCCAUUUGUACAUAUAUGUUGAUUGAAAAAUUAAUGUACAGUCUUUUAUAAUAAACAAUUCUAUGUACAAUA
Molecule: messenger RNA, 3340 nt
Organism: Amphiprion ocellaris (clown anemonefish)
Lineage: Eukaryota; Metazoa; Chordata; Actinopteri; Pomacentridae
Gene: abi1a
Product: abl-interactor 1a
Exons: 12
Coding region: 144-1823 (559 amino acids)
Cellular component (GO): lamellipodium; intracellular anatomical structure
Molecular function (GO): SH3 domain binding
Source: RefSeq, a predicted model, not a curated record